Nicotiana tabacum (common tobacco) is the source of this 2288-nucleotide messenger RNA. RefSeq names its product WEB family protein At5g55860-like. Gene Ontology annotation, biological process: chloroplast accumulation movement; chloroplast avoidance movement. Gene Ontology annotation, cellular component: cytosol. The record is from RefSeq and is a predicted model, not a curated record. NCBI's taxonomy places the organism in Eukaryota, Viridiplantae, Streptophyta, Magnoliopsida, Solanales, Solanaceae.
GUUGGUUUUAUGCCAUUUCUUGACAAAACAAAGAGAAGCAAAUUAGUAAAACAUUCAAACCUACCUCAUCCUUAUUUUCUUCUUCUUUUUAUUCAUAGCCUAUGAUCAUUUUCUUGAAAAUAUAAAAGGGAAAUAGACCUGAAAAAGCUCUCACAUUUCUCCUGUUUAUAGCACAAGGUGGAUACAAUCUUGAGAGUUGUUAUAUACACAUACAAUAAGUUGAUUGCAAUAGAUCACAUUUUCUGGAAUCCUGACUUCUCUUUUAUGAAUAAGAAAAUUUAGCCGGAGAAAAUUAUAGAGAUAGAACCACAAAAAUCAUGUUUGGAUUCAGUAUAAGAACUGGGAGGCAAAAUGCCUCAGGUUCUCCAAAAUCCACAGGCUCUCCAUCUUCUGUUGGUUCUCCAAAAACUGCAGGAAGCACAGGCUCCCCAAGAGCAGAGGUUGGAGAAAUUGAUACAAGAGCACCUUUUCAAUCUGUAAGAGCAGCUGUUAGUUUGUUUGGAGAAGCUGGUUCUUCCCCUAAGGCUAAGCCUACCAUUAAAAGAUCAAAAACCAUUGAAGAGAGGGUGCUAGAGAAGGAAAGUAGGCUUCACUUAGCCCUGAGAGAACUAGACAGUUUCAAAGAACAAAUAAGAAGUACAGAGACAACAAAAGCUCAUGCUCUCCGCGAACUCGAAAAGGCCAAAAGAACUCUCCAAGAACUCACUGGAAAGCUCGAAACUUUAUGCGAAUCGAAACAAGCAGCCAUUGAGGCAACAGAAGCUGCAAAGGCCCGAGCCAUCGAACUCGAAGAACAGAAAUCAAACAAGCCACCAAUUGGCACUGAUGCUUGGAAACAGAAUGUGGAAGCUGAAAGAGAACAAUAUCGAACAUCUUCAGGCGAGCUAAAUUCAGCAAAACAAGAGCUAACAAAUCUUCGUCAGGAUUUUGACGCGGCCCUGGAAGCGAAAUUAGCUGCAUUUCAAGAAGCUGCAGACGCGCAACAUAAUGCGGCCAUCAACAAAGAGAGGCUAGGUAAACUCUCGAAAGAAGUUGAUACGUUGCGCGAAACGUUAGGCCAAGUAAAAGUUGCAUCUCUCCAAGCACAAGAUGAGCAUGAAAAACUUAUUGCAGAUAAAGAAGCUCACUUUCAUUCCCUUAGUACUGCUAAAGAAGAAGCUGAAGACAAAAUCAGGGCUCUCAAAGAGGACCCUGAUUCUCAACUAGUAACCGAAAACCUCCUGGAAAAACUCGAGGUAACCAAUGAGGCGAUCCACGUCUUACAAGACCAACUAAAUGAAGUCCGAGCCCUGGAUUUGGACUCUUUUAAUAAAGCAAAUGCAGAGCUCGAUGCUACAAAGAAGGCGUUGAACGAGAUAGCAGAAGAGGAAAGUUCACUCCGAACGCUAGUUGAUUCACUUCAACUAGAAGUAGAACGUGUAAAAGGCGACCUCAGUAACCUUAAAAAGAAAGCAGAGGAAGCAGAGUCCGUAGUUGAAAACUUGAAAAUGGAUCUUGAAAAUAGCAAGAAGGAACUUGAAGCAAGCAUAUCAGCUAAAACACAAGCAGAAGGAGAUUCUAAUGAUUUACCUUCAAGAAUUCAACAGUUGAAUUCCGAGGCGGAUCAAUUUUUAAAGGAAGCAGAGGAGAUGAAGAAGAAGGCAGAAUUACUCAAACAAGAAACAAAAACAGCUCAAGAAACAGCUAAAGAAACAGAAGAAAGACUAAAAGUUGCAUUAAAAGAAGCUGAAGAGGCAAAAGCAGCAAAGAAACUUGCAGAUGAUAAGAUACACAAUAAUAAUGAAGAACAUAAUUUAGAGUCUAAUGGGAAGAUAAGAUUGUCAAUUGAGCAAUUCGACGAGAUGAAACGAAAAGUGGAAAUAACCAAGAAUGAUGCUGAAAUAAAAGUUAAAACUGCAUUGGCUCAAGUGGAGAGCAUAAAUGCCAAUGAAAAUGAGGCAAACAAGAAACUCGAGGCGAUUUUAAAAGAGAAAGAAGAUAUUGAAGCUGCAACACAAGAAGCAUUAAAGACAGCAGAAAUGGCUGAAGCAGCCAAAUUGGUAGUUGAAGGAGAACUGCAAAAAUGGCGUCAAAAGGAACAAGAAGAGGAAGAAAUUGGAGAAUCAUCUAAUGGAAAUAUUGAAGGGACAUGAAAAAAAUUGUAAAAAUAAAAACUAUAGUAGAAAUUUAAGGCAAGGGAUCCAAAAUGGGAAAUUUUAUUUAAUUUGUUGUAUGUUGUAUCUUAUGAUUUUCAUUUCAUUCUUGAGGCAUUCAAAUGUGCAGAAUGUGUAUGAAUGUCUUAAUUAGAA